This is a messenger RNA of Labrus bergylta (ballan wrasse), 2539 nucleotides long. It is a transcript of the gene coq10b, whose product is annotated as coenzyme Q10B. Gene Ontology annotation, biological process: ubiquinone biosynthetic process; cellular respiration. Lineage: Eukaryota; Metazoa; Chordata; Actinopteri; Labriformes; Labridae. Gene Ontology annotation, cellular component: mitochondrion. The record is from RefSeq and is a predicted model, not a curated record. Gene Ontology annotation, molecular function: ubiquinone binding.
UCUGCGGGCACUUCACGCCUGUCUGUUUGGGAUCAGCGAGUGAAGAAGAAAUCCGUCAAAGAAGAGACGAUGGCGAGGGGAAGUCGGAGUCUGAGGAAAGUGGCCGAGUGCUUUAAACAGUUACCUUCAACAGCAAGCCGGGAACUACCGGCUAGAAACAACGUAAGAUACCUGUCGUCAUGCGGGAUCCUGAUGACCCGCGUGCCUCCGCUGAUCGGUGCCGCCAUGACGGGCCGAGGCGUCACGCUGCCCGUGCGCAGCUUCUUCAACCUCGCCAACUCCCUCUCCAAGAAGAAGGAGUACUCAGAGAGACGCAUUAUUGGGUAUUCCAUGCAGGAGAUCUACCAGGUGGUGGCCGAAGUGGAAAACUACCGCCUCUUUGUGCCCUGGUGUAAGAAGUCUGAGGUUGUGUUCAAACGAGCCGGAUUCUGCAAGGCCAAACUGACUGUGGGCUUCCCUCCUGUGGUUGAGAACUACACCUCCCUUAUUACCUCAGUGCGCCCCCACAUGGUCAAGGCGUCCUGUUCAGAGGCUAAACUCUUCAACCACCUGGAGACUGUUUGGCGCUUCAGUCCUGGCCUCCCGGGUUACCCUCGGACGUGCACUGUGGAUUUUUCUAUCUCCUUCGAGUUUCGCUCCCUCCUGCACUCCCAGCUCGCCAACGUCUUCUUCGACGAGGUGGUGAAGCAGAUGGUGUCUGCGUUUGAGCGUCGCGCCUCAAAGGUGUUCGGUGCAGAGACGCAAAUCCCGCGAGAGCUCAUGUUCCACGAGGUUCACCACACGUAGCGCCCCCCCUCUCCCCCCUGCUGCACCAACCCCCGACACACAAUGCCCGACGCCAGAGAGACAAAGAAGAGACUCCACGUGUUCACAGAGAAACCUGCAGUGCCUUUCUCACACCUAUGACCAAGUUCAUUCCCAACAGUUCACUAUCUCAUGUUUUUUAUAAACAAUGUCGCUCCACCAGCUCAACAACUUGUCGGUGCUCAGAACACAUUUAUACUUUUUUUCAUUUCCAUUUACAGAAAAUUACAACCCAUGCCGGGUCAUCAUUAGCUGCUCUUAUUGCAGGUGCUAGCGGCUAGCUGCUGUGGGUAGUUUCUGUUUCUGCUCCAUUAAACAAACGAGAAACGUCCCCAGAAAAAAUGCUAUAAAGGCGACUAACUAUUAUCUUAACUAGAGCCUCUCUGGGAGGAAAAUUGAGAACGACGCAGAAUGCAUGAUGGGAAAUAUGCCCAGUUUUUGGACCUGCUGGCAUCUGCACUUAUGUAAACAAACAGAGUUCAAAUGUUUCUGAGAAUAUUUAACAUUAUCACACGUUUUUAACAAAGUCUUGUGCAGCCCGCAGUCAGCUUCAUACCGCACAGAGAAGACUGCUAACUAAGGGCUUGUGUCCACCUGCCAUUUUUCAAUUGUUCCCAAUGAGGAGAGAGCAGACACCGGAGAAAAGGCGCAGCGUCCUUCUUCAGAACGCUCCUCCUUUUGGUUGCUUUCGCUCCAAGUGCUUCUUCUUUCUUUCAACUUUUCAGAAGGGCCGCUGUUGAUGUCACUUGCGAUCUUAAAAAAAAAAAAAGCUCAUCAUCCAGGCAAAGCAGGCGGCCAAACAUCCUCCAUUUGAUCCUUCGAGUGAAGAAAGUAAAAACCCUCAAAUUGAAAACAUACAGUAAAAAGUAACGGAGCACUGUCGGUCAUACAGUGGCCGUUGUCAUGGAGACUAUACGCAUGUGCAGGGCCUUUAUUCUCAGUACAAGCGCUUCAUCGUGGCGGCCCAGAGCACACAGCCAGGGCUUUUCUGCCUUAAAACAACUCCAGGUGGACAAGGGUUUUAAGAGGUUCAAUGUUUUGUACAAAAAAUAUAUAUUGGGUUUAUAUUGAAAAACAAACAUCAUUGGAAAUAGUUUUAUGCACACUCAUUUUCUAGUGGAUGGAUCCUGAAUAUGACAAUAAUCUGACUUUGAUAGGGGUAAGGCUAACAGUUGAGAUUUCCCUCAUUCCACAUCCAGCAUUUGGUGUUUGAGACACAAGGAGUGAGCUGAGAUGAGUCGAGUUCAGGGAGAGAUCUUUGGGGUAUAUCACAGUUUGUGACAGUCUUUACAAUUCUUGGAAGAAAUCUUCACUCAUGCAAUCAAAGUCCCACCAGUUGUGUCUGCUUGCCACUCUGCUCGUCGAGUCCUCCGUCUUUCUCUCUGCGUUUACAAUCUGUGAUAUGUCUGUGGGAGCCUCUCACUCACGCAGGGUUCUGUUGUAUAUAUUGUGGAUCAGCUGUGUUGGGAAACAAACACACUGACAGGGAGAAGUAGAUUUGAAGCUGUAGGAGCAAAGGGAAUGUUGGAGGAGAGCGUUUUUAGCAGGUGUACUGUGUGCAGGGAUUCAGGUAAAGCUACUGGAUGUUGUGUGGCGUUUAACUCGUGGGUGGGCUCUGAUGCUGUUACAGUUAACUUAAAGGUCACAUAUCCUCCUCCUCUUCAACCAGUGUAAAUAAGUCUCAGAGCUCCCCAAAACAUGUGUGAAGUUUCUUGUUCUAAAUCCACUCUGAUCC